UCCCAUUUUUCGCACCGCCUCGCCUCGCGACGACGACUGACAAUCGGUAUAACGAGCAUGAACCUCGGUAUAUAACGGCACUAGGCGUUUCUCAUUGCUGUGGGUGGCUUAAAAAAAUAACACUCGAAUUCUAUAUGUGCACGUGUGCUUCUCUCUUCUGAGUGGGAGUGAGUGCUUUCUCUCGCUCGCUCGCUCAUUCGCGCUUAAGCAAUUGAAGUGUGGGAGUGAGUGACGAUUCCCAUUCGAAUGCAAUUCGUUUCGUUGAUUUCUCGAAUUCGCAGCAGCAGUCGGCGUCGUCGUCGUCGUCGUGCAGCCCAACAGCAGCAGCAGCAGCAGCAGUAGUCGUAGAGCUAACUGCAGCCCCAAAAGCUCAGUGACACGCCGUCGGUACGGUAACGAGUAACGGUGUGUUGAGUUGCGUUGCGUCUUCUCUCUCUCGCUGUCCGAUUGGCGCUUCCCUCAUUCGGUGUCGUAUCGCAAUCGCAGUCGCAAUCGCAAAUUCUGAUUUGUGCAAAAGAUGCACGCGUAUUCUAUUGAAAAUGCCUUGAAAACGCAACUUCAAUUUAGUUGAAUUGUGAAUGCAAUUGAAGCAAGUUCAAGUAAACUAUCAAUCGAAUUAAUAGUAAUUGUAAGAUUAACAAAAUUAUACUUGCAAAAACCAAAUACGCGAGUGUUAUGAGAAUUCAAUUCAAAGUGUUGUGGUUUAUUUAAAUUUUAAUUUGCUUGAGUGAAAUCGAAACAUGAAAUUAACGCGCCAUUAAAUCAAAAAAAUACACGAAAAUAACAACAAAUAAUUAAACAAAACGCAGACAAAAGGCUAAACUACAAAAAUUUUGUGUGCUGACCAAAUGUCGAAGCAUGGAUUCUGUUAAUGCCAAAAACCAAUCGGCGACAAGUGAAUACAGUGAACAGCAAACAGAUGAACAGCCAAUAAGCAAGAGCAAUAUUAACAACAACAACAACAAUAUAAACAACAACAAUUCGUUGGCAAUCAACCACAAUCAUUUGAGCUUCAGUCUUAACCAAAAGUUCUUGGCUGGUGGCAACAUGAACACGACAGCAAUGUUGAUGCAUCACAAUCACAGUCAUCACCAGCAACAGCAACAGCAGCAGCAGCAACAGCAGCAGCAGCAACGCGACGGCAGCAACAGUUCACGCGGCGCUGGUGACGAGCGUCCAAAUGGACGCAACUCACACACAGGCAAUGGACGCGGCUCCAGCUCGCCCCCCAGCAGUCCGACCAGACAUGGCAGCGUAGUUAGUCCCAGUCCGGUCAGCUCACUGAAUCACUCGAUGAUGGCCCAAAUGCAGCAACAACAACAGCAGCAGCAGCAACAACAGCAUCAUCAUCAGCUGAGUCCGCCGCCGCAUGUAGGUGGCGCCCUGCCCACGGGCUUGGCGCCACGCAUGCCACAUGGACUGCCACCGCAUUCACUGGGACUGCUCAACUCGCUGCAGAUGAUGCACCAUGCCUCGUCGCCGCUGGAGCUGAUGGCAGCGGCGCACCACCAUGUGCCGCCGCGCUCCUACAACUCGCCGCCGCCCAUCUCCACCUCGGACCCCAGCGCCAACGAGUGCAAGCUGGUGGAGUACCGCGGCCAGAAGGUCGCCGCCUUCAUCAUUAGCAAUGAGACAAUGCUCUGCCUGCCGCAGGCUUUCGAGCUCUUCCUCAAGCAUCUGGUGGGCGGCCUGCAUACGGUCUACACGAAGCUCAAGCGGCUGGACAUAGUGCCGCUGGUUUGCAAUGUAGAGCAGGUGCGCAUUCUACGUGGCCUGGGCGCCAUCCAGCCGGGCGUCAAUCGCUGCAAGCUGCUUAGCUGCAAGGACUUUGAUGUACUCUACAGGGACUGCACCACUGCCAGAUGCCUAUCGAUCAAGCCGCCAGAGAGUUCCAGACCGGGUAGACCGCCCAAACGUGGCCCCGUUGGGCUGUCGCUGCCGCCCACGCAUCUCUCACAGCAUCCGCAGUUGAAGAAGCAUCGCCUGGACAAUGGUGACUAUGCAUAUGAGAAUGGCCAUAUUAGUGAUAUGAAUCGAUUGGAGAAGUCGCCGCUGUUGGCCAACGGCUACAAUCCGCCGCCAAUUAACCACAUGGCCUUUAUGCAAAUGAACGCGCAUCAUCCGGGGGCUGCGGCGCUGAUGUCGCCCGGAAUGCCGCCGCAUGGGCUGCACGCCAGGCCGGAGAGUCAGAUGCUGAAGGCCGCAGCGCAGAACGCGGGCAUGUCGGCAGCCAAUAUGGACGCACUGGCUCGGUCGGGGAUUUGGGAGAAUUGCCGGGCUGCCUACGAGGAUAUAGUGAAGCACUUGGAGCGCUUGCGGGAGGAGCGCACGGAUGAGCGACAGCAGGCGAUCUGCGCUGCGGCCAGCGAGCGGGUGGGCAGUCUGGUGGGCGAGCGUGAGGCCAAACCGAGGGAUCUGAGCUCGAGCAACUGCUCACCCACGCGACAGAGUCCGGUGCUGAACCUGAGCAAGUCCGGCGGGAACACCGACCAUGGCGGCAGUAAUUGUGAUGCGGGCAGCGAGCGCAGCGAUUGCCACUCGACGACCAACUCUCCACGCGGCUCACGCAGCUUGGACGAGCGCAGUCGCAGCGUGGGCGCUGGCGCUAUCAUCGGCGUGGAAGACGACGAGGAGGAGGAGAACCUGAGCGAUGAGAAUCAAUCUGAAGUCGACGAACGCUGCCUGGCCAAAGACGACGAAGAUUUGAGUGACACGGAGCGUGAUAAUCUAUCAACGGGUUCGGCGGCCGCUGCCGCCGCCGCUGCUGCUGCCGCCGCUCACUUGCAUCAGCAGGCUGCAGUCGUCUCGCAUCAUCAUCAGGCCCAAGCUCAUCAUCUGGCCGUGGUUCAUGGCACCCAUGGCACCCAUGGCUCACCCACUGCCGAGGUCGCUGCCGCGGCCGCCUUGCAGCAUCAGCGUGCGCUCAACUACUCGCAGCUGGCCGCUGCUGCUGCUGCGGCCAAUGGAGCUGCCAGCGCUGUGGUUGGCGCCUCGGUGGUGAACGGUCCGCCGGCCGCUGGCGGAGGCGCCCUCACGCCAAACGAGGCGCUGCUGGCUGCCAAUGAUGCCACUGCCGCUGCAGCCCUCGCGGGCGGCUUGGCCCUGGGUCCCCUCGGCAUCGACGCGCACGCCGCCGUGCCCGCCAGCUCCACGGAAACGCUCUUGCGGAAUAUACAGAGUCUCCUUAAGGUGGCCGCCGACAAUGCCAGACAACAGGAGCGCCAGAUAAGCUACGAGAAAGCCGAACUCAAAAUGGAUGUGCUACGCGAACGCGAGGUUAAAGAUUCGCUGGAGCGGCAACUUGUCGAUGAGCGUAAAUUGCGUGUUCUCUAUCAAAAGCGAUUUAGACGGGAGCGGAAGAUCCGCAUAAGAUAUCAGCAGCAACUGGGAGUUGGCGAUAGCAAAGGCAACUCCAGUGCCAAUGGCAACAGUGGCGCCAAUAGCGACACUGACCAGUGCCCAAAUAGCGGAGCGGAUGCCAAGGCGAGCAGCAUUGGCGGCGACGUGGCGGAGACGCUGAAAGAUAACGAUGGCGCCAGUCGAAGCGGCAGCGACAAGUCCGAGAAGUCGGUGAGCGGCUCCCAGAGCGCCAGCGCAAACAAUCGCUCCGACUCACCCACGCACUUCAAGCGCGAGCCUCACUCCGAUCACGAGGGCUCCAUGGAGCGACAAUCGCGCGGCAGCGCCGCCCACGACACUGAAGCCCGCUGCUCCAGUCGCGAACACGAUCGCGAAGACCGCGACCGUCCACCCAGCGCCGCCAAUGUCCCCUUGCCCAAUACUCCCGAAGGCAGCUUGGCAGCUGCUGCCGCGGCCGCCGCUGCUGCUGCUGCUGCUAGCAAUGGCAAAGCGCCAGCCCCCUGGAGCUAUCCCGGCAUCGAUUUGAUGGCCACUGGAGCCUUCUGGCAAAAUUACUCCGGACAGCCAUCUGGUGAUAACCGGACUAUAAAGUUGACAAGUGAGUUUGGAGUCUCCUGUAAGGAGAUGUGCGUGGGUUGCGUUUCAGUGUUCAAUACGGAGUCGUACGAAGACGGUUAA
This is a messenger RNA of Drosophila busckii, 4038 nucleotides long. RefSeq lists its product as uncharacterized. The transcript has 11 exons. The record is from RefSeq and is a predicted model, not a curated record. Lineage: Eukaryota; Metazoa; Arthropoda; Insecta; Diptera; Drosophilidae. Bases 859 to 4038 code for a protein of 1059 amino acids.